AUGUCAAUGCCCUCGAAUCCCGACAAAUCCAACCGUCAAGAGGCGAUCAAAUCACUCGGGGGGCCAUUACAUGCAUUUUCUGCAGAUGGGUACAAGUUCGCUAUAGCUACCGCCGAUGGUGUAGUGUCAGUCUGGGAUGUCCGAAGGAAAGUUCCGCUGGGUGUAUUUAUGGCGGAUGCUUCAAGGCAUGACGACUGGUCCAUAUUCAUUCUUCAAUUUCACAGUGGAAUGUCAGGGAAGGAAGUUUUGGUGUUCGUGGAGAAUGACAUUUCUGGUCAUAAAAUAAUUCACUUAGUCGACGCAACAUCCUUUGAGAUGGAAGAAACUCUCUACUUGCCCGAAACUGACAGAGACAAUAGAUGGAGUCGGGCAAGCACUUUAUUCUUCGAUCCGUGCGGAAGAAGUAUGUAUGCCUCGGUGGAAGGGAUCCUGUUUGAAUGGGACUUCCAGAAAAGUAUGGGGUUAGAGUGGUGGCUUGGGGAGGAGUAG
Molecule: messenger RNA, 489 nt
Organism: Laccaria bicolor S238N-H82
Lineage: Eukaryota; Fungi; Basidiomycota; Agaricomycetes; Agaricales; Hydnangiaceae
Exons: 2
Coding region: 1-489 (162 amino acids)
Molecular function (GO): protein binding
Source: RefSeq, a predicted model, not a curated record